This is a messenger RNA of Funneliformis geosporum, 2073 nucleotides long. The record is from the annotation of a GenBank genome assembly. Lineage: Eukaryota; Fungi; Glomeromycota; Glomeromycetes; Glomerales; Glomeraceae.
AUGGAGGGACAACAAUAUCGUAAAGUUAGAUAUCCCUCUUCUGUUGAUGAAGAAACGGCGGUCCUUGUGAAAAAAGAUACAUUCUCUUCCAACUAUCCUUGUUCUUCCAAAUCACCAUUAUUUAAUGAUAAAUAUCCAAUGCACGUAUUAUCACAUCCAGACAAUCCUAUCGUUUUUACUCAUAGGAUUUCUUAUGAUACGGGAAAGGACAUAUAUUAUGAAAAUGGAAUUACCAAUAAAAUAUAUCUAGAAUUUUGGGACCGUGGAAUUCUCGAGUUUAACAAUAUCGUAUAUUAUCCUUCAUAUGAUCAUAAUCGCAAUCAGUAUUGUAGAAUUGCAUAUUUAACUCGGGAUAACUUCGGCGAAAAUUUCAGGAAACCAUCCUAUAUGGUUUGGAAAUUUGAUUAUGCCCCAACAAAUCUACAGAUUUCGGAGGGAACAGUUAGGUUACAACACUCCACAUUAAAUCCUGAUACACAAAUUGUGUGGUAUAUAUGUAAACUUACUGGCAGUGAUCCUAUUGAUCAAAAAAAUUUAAAUUGGAAAAUGAUUUGUUUUAACCCAACCAUAAAUCAACAACAUAAUUACUUAUACUUCAACGUAUUAAAUGAUGAAUCUAUAACCUACUUGAUUAAAGGCGGGACAGGAUUUAUGCUAAGAGUUGAAUUGAUAGGUGGCUACAAUUGGGAGGAUGCGCAAUUAUUCAGACAAAAUAUGGAUGAAAGGGAUCCUCAAGGACUCUAUGCUCAGACUGAGACCUCACCAUUUGGGAUGGAUAUUAGGAUUAAAUUGAAACAAAAGAAAACUGAUGAGCCUAAUUCUAAAAGAUCUAUCGUGUAUCAAGCUUCCAAAAAAGAAGAAAUUACGAAUAAUCCAUCCGAUCCAUUUGUAACCGGAUUAUUUAAUAACAUUUAUAGGCUUAACGUUUUACCACAUCAAGAAAAGUCAAACACCUUCCUACAUAGGAUGUCUUACAAUGCUCGAACGGACGCGUAUUACGAAAAUGGUAUCAUUAAAAAGAAAUAUUUAAGGAUAUGGCGAAGAGGAACAUUAAAGUGCAAAAAUAUAGCUUACGAUGCAGAUGAUCGUUCGAAUACGAUUUAUUUGUGCAAAAAUCCAUUCUCUUCAGUAUGGUCCCCUUCGCUAAUCAUGUGGAAAUUUGAUUACAGACCCGGAAAUUUAUUAAUUUCAUCAUUAUCUAUAAAGCUUGAUACCGCAAUGGAAAGGAACUAUUAUAUAUCCUGGUCAAUUUUAGCUUUUCCCUCGAAUAAGAAUCGAAAUCCUGAAUGGAAAUCGAUAGAAUUUGAGACAGAAAUGAUUUCUCAUGAUGUGGUAAAUUAUUUUUCCUGGAACGGUAGAAAAGAUAUUUCGGAUCUUGUUAAACACGAAUAUGGAUUCAUUUUGAAAGGGGAAAUCGUGUAUUGUUCAAGAGAACUUUCAUGGAUAGAAGCAGUACUAUUUAAACAGAAAAUGAAUAAACCUAUGCCUUUAGUGGAUGAUGAUGAAAAUUUCGGGAUGGACAUUAGAGUUGAAUUGGUUCCUGAUAUAAAAUGCGACCAAUUACCUUUGUUACAAUGGAAAGGUAGUUUUUCUGCGACCUUGAAUGAUAAAAACACUUGUGACUUUAUCAUAAUUCUAAAACAAAACGAAUUCAAGGGAGAAUUACAAAAUUGUAUCCCGGAUUUUAAAGGAGAUUUCUAUGUUCAUUCUUAUAUCCUCUCAGAGUUCUCAGAUUAUUUUAAAGCGAUGUUUAAUUCUAAUAUGCUUGAAGCAAAUGAGAGAAGGCUUGAGCUUUAUGGUGUUUCUUAUCUACUGUUGGAUAAGAUACUUUAUUUUAUGUAUUAUGGAAAGAUACUUCCUGUUAAUGGAUUGAAUCAAUGGUAUGAAUUACUUUAUGGAGCAACAAGAUUUUUUGUUCAAACAUUAAUUCAACGUUGCGAAAAAGAAAUUUCAAAGUACGUAACCGAAAGUAAUAUAUAUGAAAUUCAUGAUUUAGCGGUGGAUUGUGGUGCGCAACAAUUGAUUAGGUAUUGUGAUAUGUUUUAUAUAGGUGAUGAAAUUUAUGAAAUUUAG